AUGGCAGGAGGAAACGCCAAGCAACAGAAGGCCCAGCAAAAGGCACUGGAAAAACAAAAACAGAAAAUCGUAGAGGAUAAAACCUUCGGCCUAAAAAAUAAAAAAAGCAAAUCAGUUCAAAAAUAUAUAAAGAGUAUACAACAGCAGAUUACCGGACAACCUCCAAAGGAUAGCGAUAAGUAUAUCGCCCAGCAAAAUAAAGAAAAGGAGGAAAAGAAUAGAAUCAUGCAACAAAAAGCUCUAAUCGCAUCCCUUUUCAAAACUACCGAGACCGUGAAGCAAGUGAGUAUGGAGUCUCAGAAGCUUUAUGAACCCAAACAAUCAAGAAUGGACCAGAAAAUAGAUAUUUAUUUAGAUCAACGUAUCCAACGAUCUAAGGAAGAUGAGAAUAUGAGUACUUGGGAUAUAACAACACUGGAAGGUGUAGUGCAACAAAAAAACACUAACUCCUGUACCACUGAUAUCAUAUGCAAGUACUUCCUACAAGCAGUUGAGUCCAAGAAAUAUGGCUGGUUUUGGGUUUGCCCAAAUGGCGGUGAUGACUGUAAAUAUAGGCAUUGUCUUCCUCCAGGGUUUGUGUUGGCUAGCGAUGUACCACAAGAAGUAGUUGACGAUGAUGAAACCCUAGAAGAAAUGAUAGAACGACAGAGGAGAGAGCUUCCACCUGGAGGUGAAAUGGUAACUGAGGAAUCAUUUAAGCGAUGGAAGGAGGAAAAGGAAAAAGGCCGUUUAGACGAACUAAAAGAUAGAGUAACUAAGGACUCAACAACACAGCUUACCGGGAAGGAUCUAUUCACCUUUAACCCGAACCUCUUCAUGGAUGAUGAAGGGGCUGCAGACGAUUUCGACUACGACGAAGAUAUCGAUCUCGACGAACUAAUUAGAGAGAACGAAGAAAGCUUAACAAAAGGAAAUGUCCUUCCAGAUGACGUAAGUUCUUUUUAUAAUUAUUUCACAUCAUAUAACUGUGUAAUUUUAAAUACUGUAAAAAUAUUCUGUGACUUAAUUAAUGAUGUUUUAGGUUACGGAAUCUCUGAAAACCCUUUCAUUGUGAUCCAUAUCGCAAAUGUAUACCUAAUCUAA
Theileria annulata is the source of this 1083-nucleotide messenger RNA. RefSeq lists its product as uncharacterized. Bases 1 to 1083 code for a protein of 360 amino acids. Gene Ontology annotation, cellular component: cytosol. The record is from RefSeq and is a predicted model, not a curated record. NCBI's taxonomy places the organism in Eukaryota, Apicomplexa, Aconoidasida, Piroplasmida, Theileriidae. Gene Ontology annotation, biological process: cytoplasmic translation. Gene Ontology annotation, molecular function: mRNA binding; metal ion binding. The transcript has 7 exons.